Molecule: messenger RNA, 1385 nt
Organism: Lemur catta (Ring-tailed lemur)
Lineage: Eukaryota; Metazoa; Chordata; Mammalia; Primates; Lemuridae
Product: trem-like transcript 2 protein
Exons: 11
Coding region: 30-1385 (451 amino acids)
Cellular component (GO): cell surface
Molecular function (GO): signaling receptor activity
Source: RefSeq, a predicted model, not a curated record
CCAUUUUUCCCUCUCCCCAGUGUGUCCCCAUGUCCCUUCUCACCAGCACACAGGACAAGGGCCCGGCCGGGAGAGCACUCCCAGAACUGCUGCUGCUGCUGCUGCUGCUGCUGCUCCCAGGCUCCUGGGCAUUACCCAAGGUUCAUGAACUUCAAAGCACAGCAGGGCAGCAGCUCUCUGUGAGAUGCCAGUACCCACCCGCCAGCAGGUUCUACGAGAAGAAAGGCUGGUGUAAGGAGGUGUCAGCGCUUGUGUGCACCAGGCUGGUCACCAGCUCCAGGCCCUGGACACAGGUUCAGGUCUCUCGAUUCUCAAUCUGGGACGACCCUGUUGCUGGCUUCUUCACUGUCACCAUGACUAGUCUGAGAGAGGAAGACUCAGGCCACUACCGGUGUAAAAUCUACCAUGCUUCCGGCAACUCUGUCUCUAAGUCCGUCAAAUUCUACCUGGCGGUGUCUCCAGCCCCCACCUCCACACAGGCCACCUGGGCUCUGCCCGACCUGGUCUCGUCACAGACCCAGAGCUGUGUGCCCCCAGCUGGAGGAGCCACAGAGACCCUUGAGUCUCCAUCUGCCACCACUGCCCCUCCACAGCCACGCAGCUCCACGCCCCACCUCGGCCCCGCAGUCCCCAAGGCCCUGCUCCCUGUGCUCUACGGACUCCUCCUGGCCAAGGGCCUGCUGCUGCCCGCCCUGCUGCUCUGUGACACUGACCCGCACACCCAGAAGUUCCGUCCCCACCUGCCCUCCAGCAACACCCAAGGCCUUCAGGAAUCGACACGUGCGGCAUCGCAUGGAGGGCAGUCUCUGCUGCGCCCGGCUCAGCCCAGGCCCUCGGCCCACGGGCGCUUCCCACCGAGCCACGGGACCCCAACAACACCUCUGAGCAUUUUUACCACCUGGGAAUUAAAGUCCAGAGUCACUGCCGGGGCCCUGGCCCUGCCGGCACUGCACAUCCCUGUGCCGUCCUUACCACCAACAGUGUGGGUGGAGGAUGGAGAAAGCAGAGAACCGUCCUUUUCUCUGCACCAGCUGGGCAGGGAGCUGCUCAACUCGGCGAAGCACCUCUGUGACUCACCCUCACCAGAGACUAACCUCAAGCCCUCUGCAGGGUGUCACCACGAGAAUCCCAGGAUGCCCCUGUCCUCAUCACCCCAGAAUCCCAUCUCAUUCUCUCAAUGGCUCCUGGAAGUCCGGGAGCCCCUAGAUGCCGCGGGGAAGGGCACUGAGCAGGAGCCCAGGGAGCAGAGGGGCCAGGGAACCUCCCAGGGCGGCAGCACUUCACGGACCCACCAGGGAGGCCUGUGUGAGCUCCAUGGGGUCCAGUGUGAUCAGGAUCCAAAUGUCCCUCUGACCCUGUCAACUGUCUCUAGCCCAUCCUUCUAG